UUCCAGCCACAGGACCUAUUCCGUAAUGUGAUGGUGAAUGUUCCUGGCUUUCCUCUAAUUGUGGCUGGUUGGCUUUGCAGGAGAUCCCGUUGGAAAGAAGCUGCAGCAUGGCCUGGAGCAGCAGUGACGUCCGACCCUCUGCUAAACUAUUUGGGAAGAAUGGAGUGCUGGAGGAACAGAUAUCUCCGAGAUUCAAGAAAAGAGAGACAGAAGUGUAUGUCGGCAAUCUCCCGCUGGGUAUCUCUGAGGAGGAAAUUUGGUGCCUUCUGAAGGACUUCAACCCUCUCCAUGUCCACAAAAUCCAGAAUGGCUGCAAAUGCUUUGCAUUUGUAGAUCUGGGCUCCGUGCAGAAAGUGGCACUUGCAGUUCAGGAGCUGAAUGGGAAGCUCUUCCACAAACGAAAACUGUACUUGAAUUCCAACAAAAGGUCUCCCAAGAGGACCCCUGAUGUGACCGAGCGGCCCCAGGAGCUGCCGGGUUUGGAGAAGGCGUCUGGUCAAGGACCUGCCAGAACCACUGCUUGUACACAGCUCAUGCCUAAAGCUUCUGGUGACCCCUGUGAGACAGAAAAACCGAGGACGAGCUUCUUUGCAGUUCCCAUGGAAAUGAGAGGGUCCUUCUUGGUGCUGCUGCUGAGGGAAUGCUUCCAGGACCUGGGCUGGCUGGCCACCAUCCGGAGCACUGGCGGGGAGGUGGGGCUGCUGGCGACCAGUGUUGUCCCUCAGACCCCCUUCUUCUGGGCCAUGCAUGUCACGGAGACUCUGCACCAGAACAUGCAGGCGCUGUUCAGCACCCCGGCCGAGGCAGAGGGGCAGCAGCCCUACCUGCACGACUCGGCCGUGCGGCGCGGGACCCGCUGUCUGGCCGAGUACCACCUGGGUGACUGCGGUCGGGCCUGGAACAGGUGCUGGGUGUUGGAGCGCGUGGCCUCCUGGGCUGUGGUCAUGUUCAUUGAAUUCGGUCAGUCGGCCACCAUCCCGGUGCAGUCCCUGCGCAGCCUGGAUAGUGACGACUUCUGGACCAUCCCCCCGCUGACUCAGCCGUUCAUGCUGGAGAAAGAUAUCUUGAGUUCACAGCAGGUUAUCCAUCGCAUCCUCAAAGGGAAAAUCACUGGUGCUUUGAACUUGGAGUCGCACAUCCUGAAGUUUGAAGAGUUUAAAUAACAUGGCCACAAUCAGCGUGUUCCCUCUCCUGUCUAGAUUCUGCCUGCCCUACCCUUUCACUCUCGAGGCCUUGGGGUUGAAAAGGGCCACAGUGGUGCCCAGGAUUGACUGGAUUCCCCUUUACCUUUCCCCCAGCUCACAUCUCAAUUUGUCACGUGUCUUCAGUCCCCCAGCUCUGUGUGAACAUUUGAACCAAACGUGGGAAGCUUCCAUGAGGUUGAAAGUCUGACGUAGCCAGUGUAUUCUUCCCUGUGUCUCUUCCUUGUACCUCCAGAGCGUAAGGUGCCCUGACAGAUUCUGGAGAAUGGAGGGGCCCACUGCUUAGUUUUCCUGGCAUUCCAUUGUAGAAUCAGG
This is a messenger RNA of Hippopotamus amphibius kiboko, 1517 nucleotides long. It is a transcript of the gene TDRD10, whose product is annotated as tudor domain containing 10. The record is from RefSeq and is a predicted model, not a curated record. Lineage: Eukaryota; Metazoa; Chordata; Mammalia; Artiodactyla; Hippopotamidae. The transcript has 12 exons. Gene Ontology annotation, molecular function: RNA binding. The coding region runs from base 108 to 1163 and encodes 351 amino acids.